UACGCCUAAAAAAUAUUAACUAAAAUAAAAAAGUUGGAAAACCGGUUACUCAGCACGCAGUUCACUGAAAUUAAUAAUAUAAAGAAUUAUGCUGCAAAUUAUUUAACAGCUGUCACUAAUUAGCAAAUAUUUGUGGAAUAAAAAGAGCUAUAAUUAAAUUAACUAAAAAAAGCGCAGGAAAAAUCCAAACUUUCAUUAGCGGCCAACUAAUUAUUCGCAUUCAAAAAGAUACUCCAAUCUAAAAGCAAAAUCUAAUAAACCCGCUCUAACUGAACCGAUUACUCUGUGCAAUGCCGUGUCCACGACAGAAAAUUUUCACACGCUCGUAUGCGUUUACGCCGCCAGCGACAAAUGGCAAUCGCUGGUGAUUGCACAGACUGCACAAGCAUUUGUGCUGCAAGAACGUGAAAUUACAGUUACUGUUGCAACAACAACAACUAUUCACUACUCAAAGCUCAGCUCUCAAUAAGAAGCAAAAUAUAAAAAGUAAAGUAAUUUAAGUAUUAAAGUUAAAUUUGCGCGUUCGCGAGUGUUUGUGUUUUAUAUAAUUUAAUUAUUUUCGUUUAUCGUCAACGCAAUUGAAUUCUCUACGCAACUCAACUCAACGCUCAACUCAACACAACUGCACGCCACUUAGUGCGUCGCGACGUAAUCAAAGCACGAAGACGCUGACACGCGUUGACGUGCUCGUUGUGCCACUACCACCACUACCACCAAUUUUCAGGUUGUUUGUUGUGUACAUUGCUAUUGUGUUCGUACAACAACAACAGCCGGCAAAAUGACGAUGUGGCAGAGUGGCGGCAUGGGAGGCCAUGGCUCCCAAAAUAAUCCAUGGAUGAAAUUAAUGGGUAUCGUACACAAGGAGCGACGACAUGCGGACAAUGUACAAUCGCAGAGCGGCUCCAACGAACGGAAUCUAAAUCAGUCUUUACCCAAAUUAAGCAGUCAAGACGAAGAAGGGGGGGCAGGUCAUGGGUAUGGUGGGGGGCCACAACACUUUGAACCCAUUCCUCAUGAUCAUGAUUUUUGCGAGAGAGUCGUUAUAAAUGUAAGCGGGUUAAGGUUCGAAACACAAUUACGAACGUUAAAUCAAUUUCCGGACACACUGCUGGGGGAUCCAGCUCGGCGAUUACGGUACUUUGACCCGCUUAGAAAUGAAUAUUUUUUUGACCGUAGUCGGCCGAGCUUCGAUGCAAUUUUAUACUAUUAUCAAAGUGGUGGUCGACUGCGGAGACCGGUCAAUGUCCCUUUAGACGUAUUUAGUGAAGAAAUAAAAUUUUAUGAAUUAGGUGAUCAAGCAAUUAAUAAAUUCAGAGAGGAUGAAGGCUUUAUUAAAGAAGAGGAAAGACCAUUGCCGGAGAAUGAGAAUCAAAGAAAAGUCUGGUUACUUUUCGAGUACCCGGAGAGUUCGCAAGCCGCCAGAGUUGUAGCCAUAAUUAGUGUAUUUGUUAUAUUGCUAUCAAUUGUUAUAUUUUGUCUAGAAACAUUACCCGAAUUUAAGCAUUACAAGGUGUUCAAUACAACAACAAAUGGCACAAAAAUCGAGGAAGACGAGGUGCCUGACAUCACAGAUCCUUUCUUCCUUAUAGAAACGUUAUGUAUUAUUUGGUUUACAUUUGAACUCACAGUCAGGUAA
Molecule: messenger RNA, 1636 nt
Organism: Bactrocera latifrons
Lineage: Eukaryota; Metazoa; Arthropoda; Insecta; Diptera; Tephritidae
Gene: shaker
Product: potassium voltage-gated channel protein Shaker
Exons: 6
Coding region: 779-1636 (285 amino acids)
Biological process (GO): potassium ion transmembrane transport; protein homooligomerization
Cellular component (GO): voltage-gated potassium channel complex
Molecular function (GO): protein binding; delayed rectifier potassium channel activity
Source: RefSeq, a predicted model, not a curated record